AUGACGUUCCUAAAUAAAGAGCUGGGUCUGGGAAGGUGCGAUGCUGUCGAGACUGACGCCUCACGUACUACUUUCCCAUACUUCGAUUCAUCUCCGAGAAUUGGACCAUCUCCGCAAGAUAAUAACAAACCACAACUUCCAUCGAUCGAUCGCCUCCCAUCAAGCCAUCUUUCACAAACCAACCGUCUCACCAAGCCGUCUUCCGGAGCUUCCAUCAUCUCUCUUCCAAAUGAGAUCCUCGACCUCAUAUUCCGUAACCAAACCUCGGAUGAAGAAGGCACAUGUGUCGACGUCCUUGAUCAUUUUGAUAUCCUCACUGUUCGUCUUACAUGUAAGACUCUAUUCUCUUGGGCAACUCGGGAGUACGCUCGUCGUCGGUUGUGUCCCUCGGAAGUCUGGAUGAUGGAAAGGAAAUGGUUCACACCCGAUCUACCAGACCUCUGUCAAAGUAUGCGGCAGUACAUCGAUUAUGACGCUAUGUGGGACAUCAAGAUCGAGGUCUAUAUGGAUCUCUACAAUCACAUGCUGCCUAUGCAUCAAGCCGAGGUGCAUCGGUUGAUUGGCAUGGCGGAUUGA
Molecule: messenger RNA, 576 nt
Organism: Aureobasidium pullulans EXF-150
Lineage: Eukaryota; Fungi; Ascomycota; Dothideomycetes; Dothideales; Saccotheciaceae
Exons: 2
Coding region: 1-576 (191 amino acids)
Molecular function (GO): protein binding
Source: RefSeq, a predicted model, not a curated record